Messenger RNA from Drosophila kikkawai, 3207 nucleotides. RefSeq lists its product as uncharacterized. Lineage: Eukaryota; Metazoa; Arthropoda; Insecta; Diptera; Drosophilidae. The record is from RefSeq and is a predicted model, not a curated record.
UUCUACACUUUCCAGCACUGCUCGUAGAUCAUAAAAGCUGCUUCGCAUUAAUUUUCAAUUUGAAUAGAAAAUAAAGUAGAACAUUUUCGAAGAUGGACCUAAUGAAAGUUCGUUUGGAGUUGGAUUCGAUAGUCAUGAUGGUUACCAAGGAGGCGGAGCAGUGGCAGCAGACUAUUCAAAGUGGCCGGAUGGCCAUGAAGCAGGUGAAGAAUAUAACAUUGCAGAUUUUCGACACCGAAAAUCAACUGAACGCCCGGGACACCCCGACACGUCGCUACCUGCAAGUGCGGGAGAAGCGUAUCAACAACCUGUUCGAGCGCCUGCAGCAACCAUUGUGGAUGAUGAACCAAAUCCUCGAUACUCUUGCCCGGAUCAGGGACAACACUGACCGGAUGUACCAUCGCCUGGCACUCUGGAUCGACGAUGAGUAUGUGGCGAAGCAGAAGAUCGCCAAUCUGCAGACUCCGCAGCUGCUGGAGGUUUUGUCGUUCCUGAGCUGCCGUUACAGCGCCGAGUGGGAGAUCAAGGAGGUGGUUGUGCAGAGCUUGGAUCACAUUAACAACACCAACGAGCUGGACUUUUUGGUGGAGGCCUGGUCUACUUGUCGGCACGCGGAUGGAUAUGACUUCAAGCGUUUACUGGGUGAUUUCUACGACAAUAUUGGGCGGCGCAGUCGUUUCCUGUCAGAAGCCUCGUGAAAGAACACGGAAGCCCACUUAGCAACAUAAGAUUCCCAUAAGUUUAAGAAAACGACAUUUUAAUUUUGAAUUUGAUGUUAUUUUUAUUUGAAAAAUGUUUUCUUUUUAGUUUUGUAUUUGUUAUCGCCUUGCUUCUUGUCAAAAACAAAUCUAUAAUCUGUAAAGAAAUUACAAAAAUUGCAAUUUUUGUUUUUAUUUUGUCAUUGGUUGCUUUUGUUCUUAGUUCUUUUUUUAAUUGUUUUUUUUUCGUGUUUGCUUUGCACAUUUAUUUGUUAAAAUUUGACCCAUUUUGUUGACCUUUGCUAUAUUUGCUCAUCGAUUUGUUGCUCUUGUUUUUCGCUUUCUGACUUUUUGUAGCAAAACAAAACUUAAUUGUAAUUUGACUACAACAACAUUUUGUUUUUGCCCAUUAUAUAAUAUUUAAUUGUAUAUAUAUAUAUGUAUAUAUAUAUAUAUAAUAUGCAAUUCUGUAGCUAGAUUUUGACAUACACGUUCUCGUACCCAAUCUCGAAUUACUAUAUAUGGUGUGUGUGUCUUCUUGUGUGGUGUCUAUAACAUGCGCUCUCCUCUCUGCUUUUUGUUUUAUAAACAAAUGUAUGUCUUUCUGCCCUUUCCUCGGUUGCUCCUCCUCCGUUUAUUCCGAAACUAAGUUAACUUAAUAAUUGCAUACUUUUAGGCUAGGCUAGUAAAUGGUUUUCCUCCUUUCAAAACGCUUAAUGCACUUUUUUGUAUUUGUAUUCUCAUUUGCUGCUUAUUCUUAGUGUUUGUUAAUCUUUUUUAAUUAGUUCUCGUCGAGCCUGGUGAGCGACAAAGAACCUUGUGUGUGUGUGUGUUGCAGUUGCCACGAAUUCCAAUUAAAAUGGUUAGCUGUGGUUUCUCCUUAGUUUAAUGCUAAAUUUUUACUUAGAAAAAUGUUCAACUCGUAAAUUGAGUUUUUAUUUAUUUUUUAUUAAAAAAACUGUUCCCUCCAUUUUUGGUUUUUAAUUCCAUAUAUAUUUUCAUAUUUUUUGUUUUCCUUUAAUGCUUUUUCUUGUUGUCAAUUGUUUCUGUAUCUUGUUUGGGUUUAAACAUUUUUGCUGUUGUGCUUUACACUUAAUUAUUGCUAUAAUUAUUUGCUUUUUAUUGGCGCCCGAGGAGGGAUGCUCCUCUGGAAACGAAUGAGACUGUGGUUUGUGUGUGUAUGUGAGUGUGUAAAACUGAAACCAUAGCUAGGAAAAAAGGCCUGCGGGUCAAGCACGAUCGGUUACAAUAGAUCGAAUCUCUAGAAAAUAAUGAUUGUAAAGCGAUUUUCAUAUUUACAGCAGCGUGCACUUGCGUGAUAAAUAGAUAUACAUGUAGAUAUAUAGAUAUGGAUGAUCUAUAAGCUGAGCGAUAGGAUACUUUAAUAAAAAAUUAAAAAAUGAGGCGGUGUUUUUGUUUUUGUUUGCAAAUAAGUUCGGGUUUUUAUUACACAAAAUAGAAUACUAAAAAUGAAAUCGAAACUACUUAAAAGAUAUGCAUGUGUGUGGGGGUGUGUUUAUGUGAUAAUUACUAGAAAACGUCUUUGUAAUCGUAGGUUUUUGUUUACAUAAUUUAUGCUAAUUAAAAUGUACACAGGUAAAAAUAAUUUCAUUGUUUAAUAAAUGGUUUUCCUUUACACUUAACUGUUUCUUUAAACUUAAGCCUAGCGAAAAUCAAUUGUAUUUUUUGUGGUGUGUGUUGGUGUUGGUGAGUGUAGAAAGCUUUCCCUUUGUUGUUUGUUUACAAUCAUUUUUUAUUAUUAAUUUGUACACAUUUUUCGUUUAAGUAUAUUUCAUAGUUAGAAAAUUGGCUAUGUGAGUGGUGUUUCUCUUGCUUUUCUUCUUUUCGUGUAUUUUGAAAGUGUGAAGUUAAAAGUUUUAACAUAGACAAGACCAGACAACAAAAUAUUUAAAAGAAACUCAAGACACUAAUUAAAAAAGAAACAAAAACACACACUGUUUCCUAACGCUCAUCCUAAACUCUAGCUCCUGUUGUUUGCACUUAGUUCUACUACUCCUUCAUUCUUCUUGAUCUGCGCUUUGCGUCCCAGAUAUAUAUAUAUAUUGUUUUUAUAUAUGCAAAUUUACAGUAUACCGUUUUCGUGUUAUGUAUAUGUUUUUGUUUUCUUUGUUGCUUCCAUCGACUCUCUUUGUUUUGGGCUGUGUGUUCUUAAGCUUUUGGGGGAAGAGGGUUUCAUUUUGUAUAUAAUUUAAAUUUAAACUAAUUCUCUCGCCUUGCACACACAAAAAUUUACACAAUUUAUUUGAUUUAAUUUAUUAACCUUACGCCUCCUCCUCUACUCUCCCAAUUUGUUGUAAACUAAACACUAAUUAAUUACACUUUCUGCUUGUUUUGCUUACUCACGAAAUUGGUUGUAAAUAUGUACAAACUUUUGUUACUUAACGGCUAGCUAUUAAUUAAUUUCUCCAAUCUCCGCUAUUAGAUAUAUAUAUAUAUAUGCCUACGUUGUGUGGUUUGUUUGUUUGUUUGUUUUUCGCUUUUUGCUAAC